AUGAUUAACGAAUACAGCCGCCAUCCCCGCGCUGAAGGCAGUAAAAACCUCGACAACAGUGAUAUUAUUGCUAUUGUGGGAAUCUUUGCGUCUGUUAUCGCGACAGUUUUUGGCGUGUGGUUUCUGGAUAAUCUUCGGAGAAGGUUUAGAAGGUCAGCAGCGGACCAUGAAGAAUCAACUGAAGGUCUCGAAGCAAAUGUUCAUCAGGUCCCAUCAUCUCGCGAGCCCCGUUCAGCCUCCGUUAUCCCCCGACAAGACCCGGGGCCUUCGACUAUUCAACCUGUACAAAUAUCACGGGCAAUGACAAUGGCCAUAUUAUCGGCACCCGAGGGGAACGUAUCCCCAUCGCACCCGCGAACAGACCCGGUCCACCGGCUUGAGGCUGGAAUAAACAAGCCAAAGCGAGCCUAUACCUGGACUGCAGACAAAACGAAUUUGUAUUGA
Morchella sextelata is the source of this 444-nucleotide messenger RNA. RefSeq lists its product as uncharacterized. NCBI's taxonomy places the organism in Eukaryota, Fungi, Ascomycota, Pezizomycetes, Pezizales, Morchellaceae. The record is from RefSeq and is a predicted model, not a curated record. Bases 1 to 444 code for a protein of 147 amino acids. The transcript has 2 exons.